Clunio marinus is the source of this 1861-nucleotide messenger RNA. The record is from the annotation of a GenBank genome assembly. NCBI's taxonomy places the organism in Eukaryota, Metazoa, Arthropoda, Insecta, Diptera, Chironomidae.
AUGUCUCAUCGUAAGUUCUCUGCACCUCGCCAUGGAUCUAUGGCAUUCUACCCCAAGAAGCGUGCACAACGCCAUCGUGGAAAGGUUAAGGCUUUCCCUAAGGAUGAUCCAACCAAGCCAGUUCAUUUGACUUGUUUCAUGUCUUAUAAAGCUGGAAUGACUCACAUUGUUCGUGAAGCUGAUCGUCCUGGAUCAAAAAUCAAUAAGAAAGAAGUUGUCGAAGCUGUGACAAUUUUGGAAACUCCUCCAAUUGUCGUUGUCGGUGCUGUUGGCUACAUUGAAACUCCUCAUGGACCACGCGCUUUAGUCAAUGUAUGGGCCCAACAUUUGUCUGAAGAAUGCCGUCGUCGCUUCUACAAGAACUGGUAUUCAUGCAAGAAGAAGGCUUUCACUAAAGCCAGCAAGAAAUGGACCGAUGAUUUGGGCAAGAAAUCCAUCGAAGAUAAUUUCAACAAGAUGAUUCGUUACUGCAAAGUCGUUCGAAUCUUGGUUCAUUCUCAAGUAAGUGAAUUUAAUUUUAAUUACUAUUCGACAUCACCUGAUCCGAACUGCAUUCGUUUGAUCAAGCAAGGACAAAAGAAGGCCCACAUUAUGGAAAUCCAACUUAACGGUGGAACCAUCGAAGACAAAGUGAAAUGGGUGAAAGAACACUUGGAAAAGACAAUUCCAGUGUCUCAAGUCUUUGCUCAAGAUGAAAUGGUUGAUUGUGUUGCUGUCACCAAGGGUAAAGGAUUCAAGGGUGUCACAAGCCGUUGGCACACAAAGAAACUUCCUCGUAAGACUCACAAAGGUUUGCGUAAAGUUGCUUGUAUUGGAGCUUGGCAUCCAUCUCGUGUCGCCUUUACUGUUGCUCGUGCUGGUCAGAAGGGUUAUCAUCAUCGUACCGAGAUCAACAAGAAGAUUUACCGCAUCGGUGCUGGCAUCCAUACCAAGGAUGGAAAGAUUGUCAAGAACAAUGCAUCGACCCAAUAUGACAUCACUGAUAAGUCGAUCACUCCAAUGGGAGGUUUCCCAUUCUAUGGUGAAGUCAACAAUGAUUUCUUGAUGAUCAAAGGAUGUUGCAUUGGAGCUAAGAAGCGUAUCAUUACAUUGAGAAAGUCCUUGUUGGUGCACACUAAACGUUCAGCUUUGGAAACUAUCAACUUGAAGUUCAUCGAUACCAGCUCGAAAUUGGGACAUGGACGAUUCCAAACAUCCGGUAUUAGGGGAAAAGGAUUCAGGGGUGUCAAAAGCCGUUGGCACACAAAGAAACUUCCUCGUAAGACUCACAAAGGAUUGCGUAAAGUUGCUUGUAUUGGAGCUUGGCAUCCAUCUCGUGUCGCCUUUACUGUUGCUCGUGCUGGUCAGAAGGGUUAUCAUCAUCGUACCGAGAUCAACAAGAAGAUUUACCGCAUCGGUGCUGGCAUCCAUACCAAGGAUGGAAAGAUUGUCAAGAACAAUGCAUCGACCCAAUAUGACAUCACUGAUAAGUCGAUCACUCCAAUGGGAGGUUUCCCAUUCUAUGGUGAAGUCAACAAUGAUUUCUUGAUGAUCAAAGGAUGUUGCAUUGGAGCUAAGAAGCGCAUCAUUACAUUGAGAAAGUCCUUGUUGGUGCACACUAAACGUUCAGCUUUGGAAACUAUCAACUUGAAGUUCAUCGAUACCAGCUCGAAAUUGGGACAUGGACGAUUCCAAACAUCAGGUGACAAGAGCACUUUCAUGGGAGCUCUUAAGAAAGAUCGCAUUCGUGAAGAGAAAGCACAAGCUGCCGCUGCUGCUGCUAAGAAGUAAAACAAUUCUCAACAUGGAGAAAGAAAAAUAAUGAAAAUUUGUUCUUGAAACAAUAAAAUGAAAGAAUAAAAUUCAUUUGAAUAAGAUAAAA